AUGGACGAAGAUCACGGCCCAGACACCAUCGUCCCUGCAGACACAUCGCAAAAGAAUAGCAUCGGCCAGCGCAUCAGGCUUCGCCUUGGAAACGUCCGCCAUGCAUUCACCACGCGCGACGGACUCGUCGGUGACUACGACUACGGUUUCCUACUGAGACCAAACCUCCCAUUUAUGAAGAAGAGUACAUACCGCAGCCCCUUUUUCGGCCUUAACGACAAGAUGCCCGUGUGUCUAGGGCUCCUUCUAGGUUUGCAACAUGCCUUGUCCAUGCUUGCUGGUGUCAUUACUCCUCCUCUUAUCCUGAGUGGUAGCGGAGGUGCGAACCUCGACCAAAGCCAGCAGCAAUAUCUGGUUUCUACGGCCCUAAUUGUUUCUGGAAUCUUGUCUGCCGUGCAGAUUAACCGCUUCCGAGUUCCCAAGACGUCGUAUUUUAUUGGAACCGGCGUUCUUUCCGUAGUCGGUAUCUCCUUCAGCAUCAUUCCAAUUGCCCAAGGCGCCUUCAGGCAAAUGUAUGCCAACGGCUACUGUCCUUCUGGUGAGGGUGGUGCUCCAUUACCCUGCCCCAAAGGUUACGGUGCCUUGAUCGGCACUUCUGCAGUUUGUGCCUUGACCGAAAUCUUGAUAUCGUUUUUGCCGCCAAAGGUUCUCCUACGCAUCUUUCCACCCAUUGUUACUGGGCCCACGGUUAUGUUAAUUGGUAUCCAUCUCAUCGAGAGUGGUUUCAAGAAUUGGAUGGGAGGCAGCGGACCCUGCGCCAAUCCUGCAUCUGCAGGCGACCAAGCCAGCUUUUUUGCUCUCUGUCCGAAUAUCAAUGCGCCACACGCUCUGCCAUGGGGAUCCCCCGAGUAUCUUGGUCUAGGGUUCUCAGCCUUCAUCACCAUUAUUCUCUGCGAACGAUUUGGAUCUCCAAUCAUGAAGUCUACCUCUGUCAUCUGGGGACUGCUUGUAGGAUGUAUCAUUGCAGCAGCAUGCGGGUACUUUGACCGGAGCGGGAUCGACUCGGCUCCUGUCGCAUCAUUUAUUUGGGUACACACAUUUCCUCUCACUGUUUACGGGCCGCUUGUUCUGCCCAUCAUGGCCGUGUUUAUUAUAUGCGCCACGGAGGCUGUUGGCGACAUUACGGCGACCUGUGAUGUCUCCCACAUCGAGAUGGAGGGACGUAUUUACGAGUCCCGUAUCCAGGGUGGAUUGCUCACAGACGGCAUCAACUCCAUCAUUGCUGCCCUAAUGACCAUGACGCCAAUGAGCCGAUUUGCUCAAAACAACGGUGUAAUUGCCCUGACGAGAUGUGCAAACCGCAAGGCCGGCCUUGCCUGCUGCUUCUUCCUCAUCAUCAUGGGAAUUUUUGCUAAAUUCGCCGCAGCCCUUGUUGCCAUCCCUUCCGCCGUCCUGGGCGGCAUGACGACAUUCCUUUUCGCGGCAGUGGCAGUAUCCGGAAUGGCCAUCAUCACUCGCGGAACCGACUUCAAUCGACGCACUCGCUUCAUCCUCACCACAGGGUUAGCUUUGGGCUACGGCGCAACCCUCGUGCCCACCUACUUUGAUAAGAUUUUUACUUACUCAGGCGACAACCACGCUCUGAAGGGCUUCCUCGAUGCUAUUGUUCUCAUUAUGGAAACGGGGUUCGCAGUGACAGCAGCGGUAUGCAUGGCACUCAACUUGACAUUGCCUGAGGAGAUGGAAGAUGAAGAUGUCAAUGUCCAGGUAGUGGAGCUAACACGAGAGAGCACACCUCCCGGCAAGGGUGAAGUUGCUGAGGGGAGGGAAAAUCCAAAUAGCGUGUUAUGA
Metarhizium robertsii ARSEF 23 is the source of this 1791-nucleotide messenger RNA. RefSeq names its product purine permease. Gene Ontology annotation, molecular function: xanthine transmembrane transporter activity. Gene Ontology annotation, cellular component: membrane; fungal-type vacuole. Bases 1 to 1791 code for a protein of 596 amino acids. Lineage: Eukaryota; Fungi; Ascomycota; Sordariomycetes; Hypocreales; Clavicipitaceae. The record is from RefSeq and is a predicted model, not a curated record. Gene Ontology annotation, biological process: xanthine transport; transmembrane transport. The transcript has 2 exons.